Messenger RNA from Ruditapes philippinarum (Manila clam), 1872 nucleotides. Its product is annotated as lysosome-associated membrane glycoprotein 3-like. Gene Ontology annotation, cellular component: membrane. The transcript is spliced from 7 exons. Lineage: Eukaryota; Metazoa; Mollusca; Bivalvia; Venerida; Veneridae. Bases 100 to 1809 code for a protein of 569 amino acids. The record is from RefSeq and is a predicted model, not a curated record.
AAUGGACGUUAAACUGUUACAGUAAAGAAAUCACAACUUUAUUUGUCAUUUUACGAGUGUGGUUGUUUGUUUAAAUUAUAGCCUGUGACAAAAACGAACAUGAGUAAAUUAGAAGUAAUUGCUGUUUUUGUACUUGGAGCCUUUCUUUCUGCCAACUGUACUCAUUUUGAAGUGAGAAGCAAACUAACUAGAGGUGCCUGUAUCCUUAUGAAUAUAGAUGCAACGUUUCAUCUUACAUACAAGACACAGGUUGCUCACUUGUUCGACUUAAAAGGAGCAUCAGUAAUUGAUGCCUCUAGCCAAUGUGGAAAUAUAUUUGUUGGUUCAACAUCUGUAUUGUCUGUUAAACUGUUUCCAUCUGGAGAAAUGCUCAUGUUUAGAUUUACAAGACAAACCAAUAAUGUCGAUGUGUCAAUGAGAUUUAUGCUGGACGCCAAAAAGCACUUUCAAGAUAUGAAUUCUACACUCCCAGUACAACUAAAUGACAAACAUCAUCUUCCAAUAGGAACUGAUUCACCAAACUCAUACAAAUGUAUUUCUGAGGAAACGGUUGCGUUCAAUUCAACCAAUAAUUUCCAUUUACAAAUGAUGAUUACCAAUUUACAAGUGCAAGCAUACCAGAUAAGAAACAGCGUCUUUGGGCCAGUCAUUGAGUGUAAUCAGGACCUAGCUACAUCAACACCACAAGCCCUGACGUCAGUGAUACCACAAAAUGUUACAACGAUGCCUGUUCCUGAGAUGUCAACUACUGAACAUACACCUGAAACAACAACAGAACCACCAUCAAACACAACAACAGAACCACCAUCAAACACAACAACAGAGCCAGUUCCGCAAACAACAACUCCAUUGGAACCGGAAACAACAACUCAUUCCGGGCCGGAAACAACAUCUCAUUCGGAACCGGAAACAACGUCACAUUCCGAACCGGAAACAUCGUCACAUUCCGAACCGGAAACAUCGUCACAUUCCGAACCGGAAACAUCGUCUGGACCGGAAACAUCUACAAAGCCUGCACCAGAAACAACAACAGAACCAAUAAGUACAUCGAGCAAGCCUAAAUCCACCACUGAAAGACCACGUGAUCAUAAGUAUGUGGUUCGAGACAAUAAGGAAGUGUGUAUUGUCUUACAGGGAAAUAUAAAGUUCGAAAUUCCUUAUCAGAAGAAGGCCGGAAGUGUAAAGGAUACUAUAGCUAUGGUUGCAGUGCCUGACGAUGUAAAUGUAAGCGGAAAUUGCAGUUACUCCGCGACGUCACAGGAAAUAACGCUGGCGUUCUUCAACUCAACUUGGAUGUUGAAUAUUGUUGUCGCCAAAGGCGGCAAAAGUAACGUACAGAAUGCAAAAUUGUUUCAAGUUUUGUCUGAUACUGCGGAUUAUUCAUGGCAAUCUGUCAGUGUAACAUAUAAAGUCGACGAUCAUUUUCCUGGUGCAAAGAAUGCAGGAGACAUCAUUACUGCAACAGCAGAAGACACUGUUGGGAAGUUUGCGGCUGGAGUUGACGGCUCGUAUAAAUGCAAUGCUGAACAAGACCUUGAGUUUGAGAAAAAUAAAAAUAUGAAAAUGGACUUAAGCAUGAUGCAGUAUAGGGCAUUUGGGACAUCCAAUUUCACUGAUUUCUCAACCGCAGGUGUCGCCAAAUGCCCUGCAGACGAUCAUAACGGAGGUGGCGGUAGCAGUCAUAAAACACUUGGAAUCGCGCUUGGGUGUGCAUUUGCUGGCUUGGUUAUCAUAGUGUUUGUGGCAUGUGGUAUUUCGAGGUACAGGAAGAGAAAACAGGAAAAUGGGCCUUAUGAAUCCAUAAACUGAGAUAAAAUCAUUCCAUCUGACACUGUGCGUCCUCAUACACACAGAACACGCUUCGAACUUUAU